Messenger RNA from Arachis stenosperma, 1023 nucleotides. RefSeq names its product LOB domain-containing protein 20-like. Gene Ontology annotation, biological process: positive regulation of DNA-templated transcription; hormone-mediated signaling pathway. Gene Ontology annotation, cellular component: nucleus. The record is from RefSeq and is a predicted model, not a curated record. The transcript is spliced from 2 exons. NCBI's taxonomy places the organism in Eukaryota, Viridiplantae, Streptophyta, Magnoliopsida, Fabales, Fabaceae. Bases 105 to 896 code for a protein of 263 amino acids.
UAACGUGCACUCCUCCAAGAUACACUUCAUAUAAGCAUAAGCACCAUUUUUCUCUCUGUUUUAUUGUUUUCAUUCUCUCGCUCUCUCAUUGAGUCAUUGUCAAGAUGUCUGAGCGACAAGGUGUUGGUGAUCAUGGCACCAAUUCAGGAACACGGCGAAAAGGUGCGGCCACAAAGCGUGCCAUGGCAGUGGCAGCAGCAGCAACAGUGCCUCCAUGUGGGGCAUGCAAGUUCUUGAGGAGGAAGUGCAUCAGCGGCUGCAUCUUUGCGCCCCAUUUUGGCUCCGACCAAGGUGCAGCUCGCUUCGCAGCCGUGCACAAGGUGUUUGGUGCAAGCAACGUGUCGAAACUGUUGUUGCAUAUUCCGGUGAACCGCCGCCAUGAGGCGGUGGUUACCAUAUCCUAUGAGGCACAGGCAAGGCUGUCUGAUCCGGUGUAUGGUUGUGUGUCGACCAUUCUUGCUUUGCAACAACAGACUCAUUUUCAGGUGGCAUCAUUGCAAGGGGAGCUUUCUAUGGUGCAAAAUCAGCUGAUAAAUUCUAGGUUUGCAUAUGCAAAUGUUCUUCAUCAGUGCACACAACAGCAUCAACAUCAUCAUCAUCAUCAUGAUAAUAAUCAGCCAAACAUGAUCAAUGUAUCUUUAUUGCAACAACCAGCAUACUCCAACAAUAAUUCAUCUGCUUCAACCAAUAAUAACCUUGUGAACAUGAACACCUUCAAUAAUAAUAAUAAUAACCAUUCAGGUUUCGAGCUUGCAAUGGAGGCGGCACCAUCAUCACCACCACACAGCUUUGAGCCUCUUCGGUUGUCACAGGAAAAUAAUGACGAGGAUGAUGAGGAAGAGAGCAUCAUUAUUCCACAACUAUUCAACCAUGAGAUAGUGCUUCACCGUCAAUGACUCUUACCAUUGUUUUUCUUUUCUUUGUCUCUAGUUUUCGGAUCCAUAUAUAUUAUAAGUAAUAUUAUCGUUCACACUUUCAUAAACGCAGUACAAUGUCAUGAGAACCAAAGAAUCAUCGAUAUAU